This is a messenger RNA of Gracilinanus agilis (Agile Gracile Mouse Opossum), 3680 nucleotides long. It is a transcript of the gene STK11IP, whose product is annotated as serine/threonine kinase 11 interacting protein. The record is from RefSeq and is a predicted model, not a curated record. Lineage: Eukaryota; Metazoa; Chordata; Mammalia; Didelphimorphia; Didelphidae. Bases 242 to 3451 code for a protein of 1069 amino acids. Gene Ontology annotation, biological process: intracellular protein localization. The transcript has 24 exons. Gene Ontology annotation, cellular component: cytoplasm.
AUCGUUCCGGCCGCACGCCCUUCUCAGGGGUCCUGGGACACCUCGGAGCCCGACCUCACUUCCUGUGCCACGCUCUGUCCUCCUGCCCAGAGCCGUGAAGUGUCUCUUCGCCCGGCCCCUUCCCCCGCCCCGAACUGACCCUAGUAAGGCGGUGGGGAGGAGGCCGGGUGGGAUCGCUCGGCUCGGCGCUCCAGCUUGGGGUCCUCCUUCCUCCGGCUCCGCCCCCAAGCUCCUCGUUGCUAUGGCGACGAGCUCGUUGGUGUGGAAGCUGGCGGGGCUGCUGCAGGACUCGGGUGACCUGGUCCUCUCCGGCUGCAGCACACUGACCCUGUUGACCACCACCUUGCAGCGGCUGAACCAUGUGUUUGAACUUCACCUGGGGCCCUGGGGUCCAGGGCAGGCUGGCUUCGUGGCUCUGCCCUCCCACCCUGCAGACUCCCCUACUAUCCUGCAGCUUCAGUUCCUCUUCGAUAUCCUGCAGAAAACACUUUCACUCAAGCUAGUACAUAUCCCUGGCCCUGGCCCUCAAGGCCCCAUCAGGAUCUUCCCCUUCAAGUCCCUGAAGCAGCUGGAGCUACGAGCUGUCCCCCUUCACUGUCUGUGUGGCCUCCGGGGAGUCUACUCUCAGCUUGAGACUCUGAUCUGCAGCAGAAGCCUCCGAGCACUCGAGGAACUGCUGUCAGCUUGUGGAGGUGACCUCUGCUCUGCCCUCCCCUGGCUUGCCCUGGUUUGUGCUGAUUUUAGUUAUAAUUUUUUGACUACCUUGGACCGAUCCUUGCAUCUCUUGUCAGCUCUUCAGAUCUUGAAUCUAAGCCACAAUCAAGUCAGGGACUGUGAAGACUUCUUGACUGCAUUGUCUGAGUUGCGACAUCUGGAUGUCUCUUAUAACCGCCUUCAGUCAGUCCCAGUGAUGGGCCCCUCAGGAGCUGUGCUGAGGACUGUGGUACUGAGGGGCAACGAGCUUCGAAGCUUAUGUGGGCUGGAUCAGCUGAGGGGCCUUCGGCAUUUGGAUGUGGCGUAUAAUCUUCUAGAACAACACAGAGAGCUCGUGCCCUUGAGCAUGCUGCCUGAGCUCCACAGACUUCACCUAGAGGGGAAUCCUCUGUCCUUUCACCCUGACCACCGAGCAGCUACUGUCCAGUAUUUGUCACCGCAGGUCAAGGAAGCUUCUCCCCUGGGGUUUUUUCUGGAUGGGGAGCCCCUGUCCCGUGCAGACCUGCAGCCUCCCACAUCUUCUGGGCUUUGCUCCUUGGCCCUUCCUCUACCCCCUCUCGGCGGAAGUGCCUCCGAGACCUCCUAUGGCCCUGACCUCAGUGACAGCCCCUCCUCAGGAGCUGUCCUGGUGCGCCCUCUCCCUCGGAAGUCCAGGAGCCGAGUCCGUGUGAGACAGGCUAGUAUCUCAGAGCCAAGCGACACGGAUCCUGAACCCCGAACUCCGGAACCCUCCCCCGCUGGCUGGUUUGUGCAACAGCAGCGGGAGCUGGAGCUCAUGAACAGCUUUCGGGAGAGAUUUGGUAGUGAUUGGCUGCAGUACCGGAGCCACCUGGAGACCCCUGGGACACCUCCUCUGGGGACUCCCAAGACCUCUGACUUUGGCGAGCUCCCCCUGGACCCCCCAAAUACUCAGAGCCUUUCCAGCUCGCUGCAGCUGGGGGAGGGAGCCAGCAGCGUAGAGGGAUCCCUCCUGAUUGGGCCAGAAGGGGGCCUGGCAGAGGAAGGGGUGGCUGCGGGGGUGGAGGCAGCUGCCGAGGAAGCCGAAGAGGGAGGCCCUGAGGAGGACGGAGAAGUGGAGCUGUGCCGCCCGGUGCUGGUGCGGCUGCUGGAGGGGGCCGACGGGGCCUGCGGCCCAGAGCGCUUUCUCCGGGUCACGUCCGGCCAUUUGCUGGAAGUGGAGCUGCAGGCCGCGCGCAUCCUCGAGCGCCUGGACCUUCGGAGCCUGCAGGCCGCCGAGCUGGAGUCCGAGGCUGAGCCGCAGGCCUGGAGUGGGGCAGCGUCUGCGGACUGUGAUCACGCCGCCGCCGAGGCCCCGGUCCUCGUCCUGCGCUUCUCCUACAUCUGUUCUGACCGGCAGCUCCGACGGUACCUGGUGUUGGAGGCCGAUGCCCCGGCCGCUGCCGAGGAGCUGCUCGCUGUCCUGGCCCCUAUAGCGGCUGCCACGAGGCUUCAGCCGGGGGCAGCCGGAGGCCCUGUGGGAGGCCGGCUGCGCUGCCUCCGCUGCCAUCAGCUCAGCACAGUGACCGUUUCCAAAGAGGAGCUGGACAGCCAGGGCGGGUGGACACCAAAGACGAAUUCCCCCAUCCUGUGCCCCGUGUGUGGCAGUGACCACGUCAUUCUGUGGCCCCAACACGAUGACGAUGACGCUCCGGGUGGGGAUGGAUCCGAAGCGGGGCCGGGCCCGGCCUCCUCGCACCCCCCCAGCACCCCCGCCGGCUCCUUGGACGAUGUUGACGGCGAUCCCCUCAGCAGCUCCUCCCCCCGGGCCCAGGCGCCCCACGAUGCCAAUAGCUGGGGCCUCUGUCCUGCUUCAGACCGCCGCGGCCUCCGCUCCGUGGAUCACCGGAUCCGACUGUUCCUGGACGUGGAGGUGUUCGAGGAUGUCCAGGAGGAGUUUCAGUGCUACCUCCAGGUGCCGGUGGUGGUCCGUGGCCGGGCCGCGGAGGUGCCCUCCCUGGUCGUUGUGUCCGAUCUCAGGCUCUACGUGCUCGAGGUGACGGGGGAGCUGCGGGGCCAGCCUUCGAGCUGGCUGCAGCCGUGCCUCGCCGUCUCCCUGCAGGACCUGAGCCGCCUGGAGCUUGGCCUGGCCGGGCAGAGCCUUCGGCUGGAGUGGGCAGGGGGCGGGGGCGGCUGUGUCCUGCUGCCCCGCGAGGCCAGAUGCUGCCGGGCGUUCCUGGAGGAGCUUGAGGCCAUCCUGCAGGCCCUUCCUCCUGGCCGAAGGUCCCGAGUUAGUGCCACCAAAGAGGAGAUGAUUCCUGAGCACCGCCUCUGGCCACUGCUGGGAGCCGACUGUGGCCCCGAGGACCCCCACUUCUUCUACUUGCGGCUAUUUCGGAUCGAAGGUGGCUCCGUCUGCCCGGUGUCCCUGUUAAUAACUCCAUCCACCCUGUAUCUGCUGGAUGAAGACCCCGUGUGGCCUCGGGCCGGGCCUUCUCCAGAGACAGCCAAGGAGGCGUCCCCGGCGGCAGCCCCCUCCAGGCUGGAUCCUUCUGUCCGCAUCCAUGAGCAGCAGCCGCUCAGCAGCCUCAACUCCAUCCAGGUGUAUCGAACAGCCCCGACGGCCUUGCGCCUGGCACUGUACGAUGAGGUGUUGCGACUGGAGAGUUUUUGGUCUCUUCGUGUUGUGUGUCCCGAACAACUGACUGCACUGCUGGACUGGAUCCGAGGCCCCUGGGAGGAUCUCUUUUCCAUUGAACUUCGAGUCCUGACCCGGGAAGCCCUCGAUCCUGACCCGUGAGGCCGUGGACAUAAGCCGACCUCUGGGGUCUCACCUGCUGUGCUCUUCGUGGGCCCGUCGCCUGCCCCGGAUGUGCUGGAGGGAAGGACUAGGGUGUGCCGCUGUGGUCCCUGGGCGGCUCUGACCAGAAGGGGCCAACCAGAGAGAGUGUCCAGGGACCCGCCCAUGAUGGCCUUUGACAAUGGGACAUUGAAUAUUUCUCAGGUGCCAAUAAAGUUUUUUUCCAUUC